GGCUUGGACACGCAUGUUGAAGCAGUACUGGACUCGGCCUUUGAAGCAGUACUGUUGUUCUCGAGGCGAGGCAUGUUGAUCCGACCAGGAUACGACCCCCAAAAUAAACCUUGUCCAGUUCCCCCAUCUCACGCUACACCCACAUCAUUUUAAAGCUUUGUCUCAAAAUCCAGCUAUAUCAUCCGCAACUGAGAAGCCUGUGCCUUUUCUGCUAUUACCUCGGAAUGUGUUUCCCUGGAAAGCGACAAAAAAACAACUUCGCUGAGCCAAAACCCACACCCCUUGAUACAAAAGCUCAACCAAUUCCACAAGAACAACCAGUUUCUCCCCCCGCUCCUCUUCCACUUGCAUCUUCUUCUCAGAUCGACAUGCCUGCACCUAGGGUCGCUAUCGUCAUCUACUCCCUUUACGGGCACAUUACAAAGAUGGCUGAGGCCGUCAAGGGUGGUAUCAGCGGUGCUGGUGGUAAUGCCUCCAUCUACCAGAUCCAGGAAACCCUCUCAGACGAUAUAUUGAAGCUCGUCAAGGCCCCCCCUAGACCCGACUACCCCGUUCUCCUCCCUGACGACCUCGUCAACUUUGACGCGUUCAUCUUCGGUAUUCCCACCCGUUACGGUAACUUCCCCGUUCAGUGGAAGGCAUUCUGGGAUGCCACUGGCCCUCUUUGGAGCAAGGGCGCUCUUCAGGGAAAGAUGUGCGGUGUCUUUGUCUCCACUGGCACCCAGGGUGGUGGACAGGAGAUUACUAUCGCCAACACGCUGUCCACUUUCGUGCAUCAUGGUCUCAUCUACGUUCCCCUCGGAUACAAGCAUUCUUUCCCUCAGUUGUCUAACCUGACUGAGAUCCACGGCGGUUCUUCGUGGGGCGCGGGAACCUUUGCAGGCACGGACGGCUCCCGUCAGCCUUCACCCCUCGAAAUCGAGAUUGCUGCUAUCCAAGGCAAGACUUUCUGGGACACCGUUGCCCAGUACACCGGCCACACCAAAUCUUCGUAAAUCUAAAUACCAGAUACGUAGGGUUUCAGCUUGGGAUUGUAUAUAGAUUGCAACACGCAUAAUUCAAACGCUCGUGUUUUAUCUUUUAUCGUCGCCUCGUGCAUUACAUACGAGGGAUUAAAUGCCGGCCUUUCUGAUCAAGCGUGUUCUAUCAGUGCUGUCAACUCAUCCAUCCUAGUGAGUCUCAGUCUGUGACUUUGUUCCCAUGGGUCUGGGGCGCGGGCCCCUG
This is a messenger RNA of Suillus clintonianus, 1224 nucleotides long. RefSeq names its product putative 1,4 benzoquinone reductase. Gene Ontology annotation, molecular function: FMN binding; NAD(P)H dehydrogenase (quinone) activity. The record is from RefSeq and is a predicted model, not a curated record. Bases 225 to 995 code for a protein of 256 amino acids. The transcript is spliced from 6 exons. Lineage: Eukaryota; Fungi; Basidiomycota; Agaricomycetes; Boletales; Suillaceae.